Molecule: messenger RNA, 423 nt
Organism: Dracunculus medinensis (Guinea worm)
Lineage: Eukaryota; Metazoa; Nematoda; Chromadorea; Rhabditida; Dracunculidae
Source: the annotation of a GenBank genome assembly
AUGGGAAUAACUCUGCCAUCAAAAGGGAAAUCCGGAUGGUGUGGCGAUAUUCUUAUUAUCUCGAAACGAUGUCUUUCGAAUGGAUCUCAUCCUCUUGAAGCGAGGAAUAAUGAAAUUAGGCGGCGUAGCAUUCGUGCAUGCGGCACUUAUAUGGUUGUGCAUGCAAGUUCGCUCGAUGCAGAACGGGCAAUAAGGAGAAAUUUUGUCACAUAUAUUGGACCAUUAAUCAAUUUAAAGAAUUCACUCGGAAUGUUGCUCUUCAUAAAGAAGAAUGAUGGGACAACGUUGACAAUCGACAUGCUUCCACAUGAUAGUAUCGGUGAAUUGCUUAAAGAAAUUGAAGCUGAAUUUGACUGGUCGCAAGAUCGCUUGGCACUAAACAAAGCCAAAUUAUUUUAUCGAGGUAGUUCAACUUUCUGUUGA